Molecule: messenger RNA, 1740 nt
Organism: Entamoeba nuttalli P19
Lineage: Eukaryota; Evosea; Mastigamoebida; Endamoebidae
Exons: 1
Coding region: 1-1740 (579 amino acids)
Source: RefSeq, a predicted model, not a curated record
AUGAAGAAAAGAAUUAUUGGAACAGCAGAGAUUAAACAAAUAAUUGCUAUGGAAUUUUUAGAUAAUUAUAAUCAAAUUAAUAAAUUUAAUGUAGAUGAAAUGGUACGAUGUUUUAAAAAUAAGUCGAGUCAUAUCACCAAAAGGAUAUUUGUUGAAAUGAUGCAGUAUUUAGAUAUAUACGUUCAUAGAUGGGGAAAAUUGAGUGAAGAAGUUGUUACAUUUAUGAUGUUUAAAGGAUUGGAUGAACAUUGUAUUGGUGAAAUAACCAAAAAUGGUAUUCCAACAAACCUAACAACAUUUUUGAUUCAAACCUUUGAUACAGUAGAAUAUACGUCAAUGCAACAAAAAGUGAAUGAAAUUAUUUAUAAAUUAAAGCCUCAAUAUUAUGGAAAAAUUUACAAUCAACAUGACUCAUUAAAACUUGGACUAACACCUUCUCAUAUUAAGAAAAUACUUAUUGAUAUAUUCCAAAUUGAUAAAGUUAUUGUUCCAUCAUUAGUAAUGUUGUUAAAUGUAUUAGUUAAAGACAAUAUUAUUUCGUCGUCUGAUUUUAUCAAAAUUUGUACUUCUAUUGAAUGGGUUGUUGAAAGAACUCAACACUUUACAAUAUUAGAAUUGUUUACUACUAUUUUCAAUGUUUUAGAUAAAGAUUAUAAAGGAACUGUUCCUAUUGAUAGAAUUAAAAUCUUUUUAACUAAAACUCUUAAUGGAAAGGCAAAUUUAAUAUCAUCAUCGCCUGAUAUACAAUUGGUUGAAUUCCUUCAUUAUGCUGAAAUAAUUUCAGACAACAUUUUAGAUUUUAAAAACUUUUGUGAACAUAUUGUUGUUCCUAUGGUUGAUUUGCAUUCUCUUCCACCAUUACAAAUUGCCCAAACAAAAAAAGUUACUCCAUUGCUUCCUUCAUCAUAUCAAAAUAAAGAAAAGUAUUUAAAAGAACUCUUUACUAAAUUAGAAAUUGAGACAAGUCUUUGCGACAGAAUCUUGCGUUUAAUUAAUGCUGAAGAAAAAACUCCAGAACUUAUUAAUAUGAUUGCACAAACAUUUGAUGAAAAUAUUAGAAAAUAUGGUCAUAGUGAAGGACUUGUUAGGGCAGUUUUUUUUACUUUUCAACAUCAUGGCAUUGAUGCAGAUAUUCUUGUAGAAACUUCAAAAAUUUUUAAUAGCCCUAUGGAUUUAAGUACUGCCCAAACUGUUAUCAAAGCAUAUGUUGAAGAUGGAACUAAUAAACUUUCGUUAUAUAACUUUGUUCGUUAUUGGUUAGAUGGUGACUCUCCAUGUUUAGAUGACACUGACAAUGAAAAAGAAUCAAAGUUAUUGAAACGUACUAUUUCUAUGUUCCGUGUGUUAAAUGUUAAUGGACUUGUCUCUAAACAGUCGAUUAUUCAUUUCAUCCAACAACAAUAUGGAACUCUAAGUUACGAAGAAUUAAUGAGUAUUGAUAUUAUUAUUAAUUAUCUUUCUUCAUUCAAAGGAGAACUUACAUUUGACCAAUUCCAAUUAUUUAUGAUUGUUUAUGAACGUUCAUUAAAUCCAGAUACAUUAUCUUUAGAAUUAACAAUUGAAUCUAUCUGUAAUGCAAUAUGGAAUUCUAACCAAUUUGCAGUUAUUCCUUCUUUAUUCAAUAUUACAACGAAUAAUGUAAAACAAUUUGAAACUUACUGUAAAAACCAAAACAUAACUCCUACUCCAAAGUCUUUUACUAUGUUUAUCCUUCCAAUAUUACAAAAAGGAUAUAAAUAA